AAACUGGAAAAUGUAAAAAGGAAAAUGGAAGAGAAUGCGAAGAAUUGUCCGUCUGAUUCGAAUAUUUCUCGAGUUUUAUUUUCAAAUCAAUUAAAUAAAUCUAAUGAAUCGACGCUUUGCUUUAAUAAGGCGCAUUUUUCACGAAGCGAUUUCAACGUUGAACGUUUUAUAAAUUUAGCUCGUCGAAGAGCAAAUUUGUCACAAAUCCACAAUGAUUUGCGGGUUUAUUUGAAAAUCGUGCAGAAUUCGAUGAUCGAGCUGAUCAAUGAUGAUUAUGCUGAUUUUGUAAAUUUAUCCUCCAGUUUGGUUGGCUUGAAAGACUCAAUCGAAAAACUUAAUAAAGAUGUUGAGUCGAUCUGGGAUGAUUUUUUUUCGAGUACGUCAAGUUUAAUAUCAGCAGCGACGAAUAUCGAGAAAUAUUCGAUUGAUUUGGCCGAAUGUCGGCAAUUACAAAUCUGUAUUCGUUCAAAAAUCUCAUUAAUAAAAGCGAUAGAACGGUUGUCAGAAAUUUUAAACAAUAAACCGGACGAACUGGAUGGCUUUUGGAUGAGCAAGCUCGCUGACUCGAUUGUGGAUUUGGAAUUGUGGUAUAAAAAAGUGGGAAGUAUUGACGAUAAGUUAUUACAGUUGGUAGAAGCUCGGUCUUCUUGUAUCGUUUCGGUGCGCGAAAUUGUUGAACAAUGGCUUAUAUACGAUCUGGAAAAAGAUUGUCAACAUAUUAAUGUUCUCCUAGGUAUUUUAAUCUUAACUGACUCGUUAGAUUCAACAGUCAGUAAAGUGAUGACGGAAAUAAUUGAUUGUAAAAUAGAAAAACGUCGUGAUGAUCUCGAACGAUUUUUAUAUUCUAUUUUUGCAGAAAUUAAAAAGAUGCGUAAGCACUUCAUAUCAAAAGCAAAAAAGAAUGGAAAUUGUAAUUUGGAUGUUACGGCUUUCUUAGAUAAAUGCUUGUUAACUUAUGUUAUGUCAAUUUUGGAUCAGGAUCGUAAUCCUUUUAUUUUGCAGUAUUUCGGUUCCGUUUUGAUUCCAAGUGAUAAUCGCCUAUUCCAUCGAUGUUUUUUAAGUACGUGUGAAUUUAUAUCAAGUUGGCCUAAUCCAGCUUCAUCGCGCAUUGUUCUUCGAAUGAUCCGUGAUAAGUUUAAUCUCUUGGUUUAUUUUAAACUGGAAACGCAACAUAUUCUUGCCGAGUUGAAAGAAUCUACUAUUUAUGAAAAGAUAAACUUGAUAGAACAUGGUUCGGAAAUUGGAAAUGAAAAGUUGUACUAUCAAUAUUCGGUUAUUGUCAUAAAUGCAUUUGGUCGAAUCUGGAGUGAUGACGUGUUUUUGCCACCACUGAUUGACAAAUUUUGGGAUUUUUCGAUAAAAUUGCUAUCAAGCUACUUGGGAUGGCUUGACAAAAUUUCGAGGUAUUCUUUGGCAGCGGUAGAACGAAACGACGAUAAUAUAGAGUCAUGGCGCUUAUUGUGCGCCCUUCGUUCUGAUGCAGCGACGCUUGAUGCUCGAAUAUUCGAUUUGGCUUUGUUGACAGUUUGGAAAAAAAUCCGAGAAAUUGAAGUAGUUUUAAUUUUUUGGCUAAAUAUAUUCAUUUUGACUUACAAAAUUUUGGAUGUAACAACAUUUGGACAAUGUUUAUCAUUUUUUUCAUCGAGAAUUGCUGAGAAAAUAGAAGAUCUGGAAAAAUCAAGCAUUGAAAAAGUGGCGAAAAAUCUGAGCAAGAUAUUGGAAGGCGUUUCGGAUAUUCCUCGUCAUUAUCGAUGGACAAAAAAGCCAUUUCCAGCUGAAGCAUCCAUUUACAUAAUUGAAGCCUUUUCGGCAUUUUCUGAUUUCCAGAACGAGGUGGGAAAUCGUCAUUGGCCGUCUGAAAGUAUUAUUAAUGUAUCAAGGGAUAUUUUACGAGUGGCUUUAAUAUAUUUUUGUAAAAAAGCGGAGCAGGUACUUGAUUCCGUCGAGCAGACGGGUUCAAGCCUCCAGCGUUUUAAACGACGAACAACUAAUCUGUCAGACCAAAGUAAUACUGACACGGAUGAAAACAAAAUACGGAACCAGCUGCUGUUUGACUUAGCAUAUUGUCUGGACUGGGCCAGCAAUCAUUCUUUAGAAUUGCCAGUAAUCGUAACUCUAAUGGAAAGGGCCAAAAAUGUGGAUGUGGCUAUUAAAGAAAAGGUCUCUGCGCCUGCUGAAAUGCACUGA
Dracunculus medinensis (Guinea worm) is the source of this 2187-nucleotide messenger RNA. The record is from the annotation of a GenBank genome assembly. NCBI's taxonomy places the organism in Eukaryota, Metazoa, Nematoda, Chromadorea, Rhabditida, Dracunculidae.